AUGGAGGAGCAGCUAAAGCACGAGGAGAAGCUGGCCCGCCUGCAAGAGCGGCAGGAGCACCAGAAAAUGGGGAUGGAGGACCUGAGUAAGAUGAUGGGCCGAUUGCAGAUGACGCUGGACAGCGUGGUGGCGGGUACCACUCCCUAUCAGCAGGCGCAAUCGCAGAAGAUGGAGGCGGCAUCGCAGAAGAUGGAGCGAGAUGGCAUCGCAGAAGAUGGACCAGAAGGUGGAUAA
Molecule: messenger RNA, 234 nt
Organism: Chlorella variabilis
Lineage: Eukaryota; Viridiplantae; Chlorophyta; Trebouxiophyceae; Chlorellales; Chlorellaceae
Product: expressed protein
Exons: 3
Coding region: 1-234 (77 amino acids)
Source: RefSeq, a predicted model, not a curated record